CGGCUCUCCCGGGGAGCGGCCCGGGACUGCACCGGGACCGGCGCCUCCCCGCUCCGCGCUGCCCUCGGCCUCGCCCCGGGCCCGGGCGGAUGAGCCGCGCGCCGGGGGGACAUGGAAGCGCUGACGCUGUGGCUUCUCCCCUGGAUAUGCCAGUGCGUGUCGGUGCGGGCCGACUCCAUCAUCCACAUCGGUGCCAUCUUCGAGGAGAACGCGGCCAAGGACGACAGGGUGUUCCAGCUGGCCGUCUCCGACCUGAGCCUCAACGAUGACAUCCUGCAGAGCGAGAAGAUCACCUACUCCAUCAAGGUCAUCGAGGCCAACAAUCCGUUCCAGGCUGUGCAGGAAGCCUGUGACCUCAUGACCCAGGGGAUUUUGGCCUUGGUCACGUCCACCGGCUGCGCGUCUGCCAACGCCCUGCAGUCCCUCACAGACGCCAUGCACAUCCCACACCUCUUUGUCCAGCGCAACCCGGGGGGGUCGCCACGCACCGCCUGCCACCUGAACCCCAGCCCUGAUGGCGAGGCCUACACGCUGGCCUCCAGACCACCCGUGCGCCUCAACGACGUCAUGCUCCGGCUGGUGACAGAGCUGCGCUGGCAGAAGUUUGUCAUGUUCUACGACAGCGAGUAUGAUAUCCGUGGCCUCCAAAGCUUUCUGGACCAGGCCUCGCGGCUGGGCCUUGACGUCUCUUUACAAAAGGUGGACAAGAACAUCAGCCACGUGUUCACCAGCCUCUUCACCACCAUGAAGACGGAGGAGCUGAACCGCUACCGGGACACGCUGCGCCGCGCCAUCCUGCUGCUCAGCCCGCAGGGGGCCCACUCUUUCAUCAACGAGGUGUAA
Molecule: messenger RNA, 843 nt
Organism: Equus quagga
Lineage: Eukaryota; Metazoa; Chordata; Mammalia; Perissodactyla; Equidae
Product: glutamate receptor ionotropic, delta-1-like
Exons: 5
Coding region: 112-843 (243 amino acids)
Source: RefSeq, a predicted model, not a curated record